AUGGGGCACCUGGCCUCCACCACUUUCGCAUGCGUGGGCCAGACGGCGCCUCAGGCCCAUUCAAUCGUGGUUCCUCUCCGUGUUCGACCCCGUUCGAGACGCGGCCAACAAGUUGCUCACCAUCCCGAGGACGGGUGGUACGAAGUCGAGGACUCUGCAUUGAUCACCAUCCGCAUUUGGGAAUGGUGCAUACAACACCAAGAUCCUGCUACAAUGCAUUCACCUGCCCGGCGAACAGAACAACCUGGCGGACUGUCUCAGCAGGUCACCUCCACUUGCCACGAGUGGAGGCUGCAUCCAGAAGUAGUCUCCCAACUCGUCAUCUUGGGGAACCCCCCCCUCGACCUGUUUGCCUCCCGGCUGAAAGCUCAGACCGCAAAUUCUGUACAGGGUCUUCUCAAAAUGUUGGCCGACCACAACGGACACAAUCCGGGUAACCCGUGGUGGCCCAACGCCAUGGUUCGCCCGCUCCUAAAACGAGCGCGGACCAUCUCGCUCGAGCACGCGGCCCGACCUGCUCUCGCUCCACAACGGACAGAUGCACCAUCCCGAAUGCAAUCCCUCCCAUUGGUAGCAUGGAGGAUUCAUCCUGAGAACACUCCAUCGGAGGACCCACAAGGCACAGCUGUUUUUGUGGGGUUGACACACCCCAGGGGCCAUGUCAAGGGGAUCCGUGUGGCUGAGAUUUACCCGUAUGAGAAGAUCUCUCAAUACGGCCCCUCUGGUAACUCCAGUGUGGCUCUGCUGCUUCUUCAAAACCCCAUCACCUUUGGCACGCACGUCACUCGUAUGACCUUCUCCCCGACAGUAUCCUGGGAUAGCUGCAAAGUGAUGGGUCUGCAGAUGCUACAACCUGGUGAGGUUCAAACUAACCCCAAUGCAUACCAAGUGAAAGUGCUGUUACCAUCAGACUGUGCCAAGGUACAUCCUGGGGUCAACCCAGCCAUGCAUUGCACGUUAAAGGAUAACUCUACCCAGCUGCCAGCUGGAGCUGUAGGUGAAGGUGCAGCCCUGCUGUGCCACAUGGAGGAAGAAGACAUGCCUUGGAGCCAGGUUGGUUUGGUGAGUGAGCCCUUUCCGGGAUCCCAGACAGUCUUUCUGUCCUCCUGCAUCAACUUUUAUGUGGACUGGAUAGAAGAAACAUCCAAAAAAGCCAGGCACCUGCUACAGCUGUCCCAUGGAAGUGUAAUAUGUAGGCCAAAUACCUGGCUGCUCCUCUUGAUUCUGUCUUUUCUGGGUGGAGCAGAGUUGGGUUGAAUGAAGGAGAGAACAAGAUGGCAAUUCCACACUUGGAACCUUCUUCAUGGAAUGCUCUCCCAGAACAUUCUUUUCAAUGUGGCCACGCCAAGAUUGGAUUAAAGGCUCACUCAGCAUCAGUGGCGGGUUGAGUGCAUCACUUUCCAUUCUGCAUGUGGCCCAGUCCUCAUCUACGCAGGCACUAUGGGGCUGCUCCACAUGAAACUGCCAAACGAAAGGCUCCCUCCAGCACUAACCAAUGGGGCUCAGCCUGGAUGAGCUUCAUGGACCUUUCUAGACAAUAUCAUCAACCAGAGGGCUGCACAGGGUGAGGUUGUCUAUCAUGAAGCCUGAGGGCAUUGCUUCAAUGAAUGAGCUGAUUAUAAUUAUGCUAAAUGAGAUGGAGACUGACAAAGGAGAUAAAGCUAAAUCCUGAGGAAGAUGGAAUAGAUAAAUGAACAAACAAACCAUGGCCCAAGUUCUAGAGAAUUUCCAUCCAUUUGCUGAAGACUUUGCAAAUAGCUAUUGACUGUGGCAAGGUUUUCCCAUUACUACUCUCAAGCAUGGGAUGUUCAUAGAACACAUAUCAGCAGUUGGGAAGUAUAUAAACGUGCACACUAACUUAUAAAUAAAGCUAUGUGCAAAUAAA
Sceloporus undulatus (fence lizard) is the source of this 1885-nucleotide messenger RNA. RefSeq lists its product as uncharacterized. The transcript has 6 exons. The record is from RefSeq and is a predicted model, not a curated record. Bases 1 to 1257 code for a protein of 418 amino acids. NCBI's taxonomy places the organism in Eukaryota, Metazoa, Chordata, Lepidosauria, Squamata, Phrynosomatidae.